AUGGACCAGGACCACACAGCCCAGUUCAUCUCGGCGCUCGCAAACCUCGAGCCGGGGAUCCACGCGCCGGCACCAUCUUCCUCGGCCCAAGCCGCUGGCGCACUCCACACGACAGAUGCCGCGCUGCUAGCCUUCGGGGACACGGACCCGUCGCUGGACGGGUGGACGGUCGAGCAGCUCAAGGUCGAGGUCGUGAGACUACGGCGCGCGCUCGCGUCGGCGCUGCGCCUCGGCGUGCCCGACGAGGUGCCACUGCAGCCCAACCCGCUCGUUGACGGCGUCGCCGCGGUGCACGACGCGCUCCUGCCGCAUCUUACGUCGUUUGUUCAGCCAUUCACCACGGCGACAGCCACGCCGGUACCUGCGCCAGAAACUCGGAAACGCGCGCUCGGCGACGGCGAGGAAGACACGAGUGGCCCUUCGCGCCGCACGCGCUCAUCGAAGCGCGAUUCGGGGACUGGCAAACGCGUCGAGCGCGGACGAAGGGUCGAGCUCGGGCGCGCAAUCCGCACCAAGAUGCGCUACGCGAUGAACAUUGGCCUCGAGGACGACCUGCCCCAGCCCACGGCGCUCACGAUGCCCGACGCAUCGCCAGACCACGGGUACUGGGUGCCGAAUUGGUCGGCUGGGUGGCUCGACCGCGUGUGCGCCGUGUUUAUUGCCGAGGCGCGGAGCUUGCAGGCUUGGAACAAGGUUCCGCCAGAGGACCUCGCGGACGACAUUGUCAAGGGAGCCGCGCGCACGGCGUUUCAGAACUUUGCAAAGAGAUACAUGGCCGAGGUGGACCCGAAGCAGGCCAAGAAGAAGGAGAAAUAUGUCAAGAACCGGCGGCGAUGGGCACGCAAGGACUUGAAACAAAAGCGACGAGCAAAAGCCGCGCUCGACCCGUCGUUUACAGACCUCCAUCUCCCGCCAUCAGCCCUGCACAUUGACUACAUGUCGUCCGAGCACUCGUCUGCGGGAGAGGACGACGCGGACGCAGACGAAGGCGACAACGACGGCGCGGACCUCACGCUCGAGGCCGUGUCCGUCAACAUGGGUGCUCGGCGGCGAGCGCAGCGGCUCGAGCUGUUCAGUUCGCAGGCGCGCAGCCAGGACCCCGACAACCGGCCUGUGGGCAAGGGCGGCUGGGCGGAAGGCGUCUCUGAGAAGGUGCUCGAGGUGCGCACGCCGACGUGGCGGAGCGCGCGUCUCGACGAGCUCUACCGGCGGCUGGACAACAUAUCCGCCGCGCAAGCCGCCGCGCGCGCGACGCCGGCGAGCCAGUCGGCCGCAACGUCGCCCGGCACCAAGGCGUCGCAGCCCAACCUGCGGCUGGGGCACGUCGCGCCGAGCCACAAGCGCUUCACGAUGCCUGCGGGCCUGAUGCGUGCUGGGCGUGCCCCACGGGAUACCGGCGAGGGGUGGAUGUGGGCGAGCGGCCAGGUCGGCGUGUGGCCCGAGCCCGAGGUGGCCGAGCUCGCCGAGGAAGACAUGGUCGUCGACGUGGAUAGCGUUCAGGCGGUCGUGCAGGCCGUCGAGGCGACCGAGGCGCGCGCGCGCGCGGCCGCGGAGCAGGGCGUGGAUGUUGACGCCGUGGAUGGGGUAGGGGUGGACGGCGUUGGGGUGGAUGGGGUGGAUGGCGUCGACGCGUCGGUCGACGCGCUCGUCGAGGGGUGGACAGAGGUCGCAUAG
Messenger RNA from Vanrija pseudolonga, 1674 nucleotides. RefSeq lists its product as uncharacterized. The record is from RefSeq and is a predicted model, not a curated record. NCBI's taxonomy places the organism in Eukaryota, Fungi, Basidiomycota, Tremellomycetes, Trichosporonales, Trichosporonaceae. Bases 1 to 1674 code for a protein of 557 amino acids. The transcript has 4 exons.